Molecule: messenger RNA, 1892 nt
Organism: Stylophora pistillata
Lineage: Eukaryota; Metazoa; Cnidaria; Anthozoa; Scleractinia; Pocilloporidae
Product: tetratricopeptide repeat protein 37
Biological process (GO): nuclear-transcribed mRNA catabolic process
Cellular component (GO): Ski complex
Molecular function (GO): protein binding
Source: RefSeq, a predicted model, not a curated record
UUCUCAAUUGCAACCCGCUUGUGAUCGCGGGCUCAUGGCGCUGUGUGCCUUUGGUUUGGUGAGCGGUGAUGCUACAUUGGCUGGAGCAGCCCUAGGUGAACUUAUGAACAAAAAGAACGGGUCUGAUGUUUUAACGGGCAAUAUUUGCUAUCUUUACUCACGGUUUUACGCCAUGCAGGGAAAUCAAAAACUUGGACGGAGUCACAUCAUGAAAGAGAUCCAUCGUAAUCCAAGAAGCAGCUUAUUGUGGAGUCAGUUGGCGUCCUAUCUACUGCAGGCCUGUCCCGACGAGUUGCAGGCUGCGGCUCGCUGCUCUGAAUCUUCUGCAACACUUGGAGGAAGUCAUUCAUCAGAGCAAAACCCCGCUUUCCAGCCAGCCGGUAUCGUGGGCUCGGGUUUCUUGCGUCACGACGUUAGAAAAGUCAAUCACACGCGUGCUACAUACAGGACUCCCACAGGUCUUAAGGAAUCCCAGAAGGCUGUUCAUGCGCAUCCUGAUCAUGUAUCUAGCUGGGCAGUGCUAGCGACUUCUGUUACAGCUCACGAUAUAGCUAAGAGUCGCGAAGAACUGGGGAGGGACAAAAGCCGUCUUGGCGCCAGGCUCUCUCAGUUUGUGGAGUCAGCAGCUCACCGGGAGGAAGGGGCUCUGAAGUCCUUAUCUGAUCAUCAGCUGCCAGCCCUUGUUAAAUUAAGGACCAGUCACCUGGAGAUUCUGCAGUCCUGGGCUAUUAUUCACCAUGGUUACUCUCUCCUGCAUGCUGGAUUGCAACAAGAGGCUGCUGUACUUGUUGACAAGGCGUUAUUGGUGUACAGUUCAGUCCCCCAAAUCUCCGCCCAACUUCACUUCUUAAAGGCUCAAGUGUUACUAGCCAGCGGAGAACCUGUGGAGACUGGACUAAACAUGUUACAAACAUCUCUAUUGUCCAGUCCCACGCAUUCAUCAAAUGCCUGGCAGGUUUUAGCUCAAGUACAAGCUCAUCAAGGCGCAUCAAUGGCGGCCGAGCUUUGCUAUCGACAGUGUCUGCAGGCGGGAAUGGACAGCAGAGCUCAAAGCUGGCGAACUGUCCCGUUGAUAAGACUGGCGUUGUUAGCUGUCCAAAUGGUACAGCAGUCGCAGUCCGCUGACCGAGACCGUUGGAUAAAUCUUUCUCUUGAAGCUUCAAACGAGGUCCUAAAGUUGAAUUCAAGUGUUUCAGCUGCCUAUCUUAUUCAAGGGAUUCUACAUUUUCUUCAAGACAAUGCAAGGGCAUCUAGAAGAGCCUUCCAACAUGUGAUAGAGUCUGGCACAGCGUCUGGCUCAGCGAUAGCUCAGUACUGGCUGCUAUCAAUUUAUAUGAAGAAGAAAGAUCUCUCCGCUGCCCAGGAUCUUAUUUCUGAAGCCAAGUACCAUGGUAACAAGCGAUUAGAUCUGAUUUAUUACCGCCUUACUAAGGACGGAGACCUGUCUGAGGCAGCUAAGAAACGUCUGAUUGAAAGAUGUGUCCACGUGAACCCAUCCGAACAGAUAUUUUGGAAUUCCUUGAAGGAAUACGAUUAGGAAAAUGUUCGAUCUCAAAUUACCCGUUGAUAAAAACUAUGGCGAAUUUAGAAUUACCACUUGCCAAAUGUUACUAAAGCUCGGAACAUUUAAAGAACAAACAGUCAAAAGGUUUUCAAAGUAAUGUUUACUUCAAUUCAUUAUCAAAAACGCUCUAUUUUAAACAACUGCCCUAUUUCGAUAUUCGUGGGAGCCCCACUCAGUAUGAGCCUAGCUCCAUGUUUCGUAAACGAAAAACAAUUGUGAACUAAGACUCUUAAAUUACACCCGAAGGUGGCUAGGCCGGAACAUUGUGAUAAAAAAUACAAUAAAAGACAUUUACUUCUCGAUGGCCUUAGGGUAAUCAGAAACAUAG